CAUUCUCCAAUCCCAGUUUGUCAAGAAGGGGUUAAAAAAAAUCCAAUCGGAACCCCUUGGGCAAAUCUUGGGCUGUAGGUCCCUACCGCUGCGGGAAAGGGUUAACGCACUGAGCGUACUAUAACUCUUCAGGCUUCACCGUCUCUCUCCACCGCAGCCCGGGCUCAUCGGGAGAAUGGGGCAGACACGCUCGCCCUGUUGCGAUCAUUCCCAAUUCUUCGACGACAGCGAGAAGGAGGCCGCCGGCAUACUGCGGGAACUCCCUCGCCUAAUCUUGGAAUCUGACGACGCCGUACCCUUCUCGUGGGGCGGCAAAAAGCCGCGAUCGGCCUUGCGUGCUGGAACCAAUACUUCAUCGUCUGCGUCGACGGCCGCCGAGUCCACCCGUACCAGCCCUGAUACGCCGCUCUUGUUGCCCCCCAAAGAGUCUGAACACCAUCCUAGUCACUCCAAGAUAAGAAUCUCGCUCAAAAGGAAGGCAGAUAAUGUGAGCCAGAUGAGCGGCUUCGUUCCGGAACGAAAAGGAAAAGAACAGGGCCUUAAGAAAUUGAAGCGCGGUCAACCCAGCGUGAAACUCCCCACUGUUCUGAAUCACCACGCUCCCUUGAUAAUGGCGGAGGAGAGCGGUGAAAACCCGUUAUGCGAUGGUCUGGGCGGCGUCGUGGAGGAGAGGCCUGCCGCCGGCGCCAAUUACGGCCACUGGGCUAUCAGGAGGGCUCUUGCCGCCCAAGCUAGAAGAAGAAGGAUUGACUUCCUGAGGAUGAGGUCGAAAAACCGCCGCGCAUGAAGAUAUGAGCGUCUGAUUCUGCUGACAACCUAAAUUUUUGGUCUCCUUAGUGUUGAUUGUUUUCUCUGUUUUUUUUUUUUUCCUUUUGUUUUUUGUAACUAUGAAGUUUUGUUUAGUUUAAGGUCGGGCGUAUAGUUUUAUUUUUGUAAACUAGAGGUCUAAUUGUUGACAGGAAUAAUGAAAUUCUCUCUCUCUUUAUAUA
Messenger RNA from Malania oleifera, 989 nucleotides. RefSeq lists its product as uncharacterized. The record is from RefSeq and is a predicted model, not a curated record. The transcript is spliced from 3 exons. Lineage: Eukaryota; Viridiplantae; Streptophyta; Magnoliopsida; Santalales; Ximeniaceae. The coding region runs from base 176 to 787 and encodes 203 amino acids.